CCUUGUACUUGAAGAUGUACGGGUCGACUAUAUAAGUAGUAUUCGGCCUCUCGACCAUCACUCGCGACCCGGCAACCUCCACCAUGAUUUCCAUUUGGGUGGUGACGACAGUCGUGCUGGCGAUGGCAGGGACCAUCAGCGAAGGCUACGAUUACAAUGUACCAAACCCGCUUUUCGGUGCUAGUUCUGCUCAGGGAUCUACCUCGACUGGGUAUGCCUACCGACCCGGAUCUAACUACAAAGCUUCCUCCAAUUUGGGAUACAGUUCUACCUUUGGAAACUAUGGUAACCACGGCGCCUCUACUGGAAUUGGCUCAGGCUUAAGUAGUACGGGCCACCCAACAGGAUCAUAUGUUCAAAGUAGCUCAUCAUUUGGCACUGACUCAAACAAAAAAUACCUGUCUGGGACGGGAUCGAGUUACAACUCUGGAUACUAUCAAACAGGUUCAGGAUCUACUACCGGAAGUGGUUCUGGAUACUACCAAACAGGUUCAGGAUCUACUACCGGAACUGGUUCUGGAUAUUACCAAACAGGUUCAGGAUCUACUACCGGAAGUGGCUCUGGAUAUUACCAAACAGGUUCAGGAUCUACUACCGGAAGUGGCUCUGGAUACUACCAAACAGGUUCAGGAUCUACUACUGGAAGUGGGUCAAAUUACAACGUAGUUGGCUCUAGCCAAUCAAAUCAUAACUCUGGAUCAGCUUUUGGAACAGGAUCUAACAAUAACUACGGUACAACCGGUUCUUUUGGAUCUAAUAAUUACGGAACUGGUUCAGGACAUCAGCUGACUGAAUAUCAAACUACUUUUGAAAGUACAUCUGAUACGAGCGGCCUAGAUAAGAUUGGCAGCCACUACGAAUCAGCAAGUGCCGCUAACCAAUUUCAGUCCUCAAAUCAAUACCAUUCAGCAGCUAAACAAGAAUAUUAUAUUCAAAACUCCCAACAGCCUACACAAGUAUUCAAACAUUUUUACGUUCUCUCUGCACCUGAAGAACCAGAGCCAGUCAGGCAACGCCAACCGAUUGUAUUGCCACCCACACAAAAACACUACAAAAUAAUAUUUAUUAAGGCUCCCAGUCAACCAGCGCCAUCUCCGCAGAUUAUUACUGUACCUCAACAAAAUGAAGAGAAAACAAUUGUUUACGUCUUGGUAAAGAAACCAGAAGAUGUCAAGAACAUUGCUCUACCAAAAUUCGAAUCUAAGGCACCCACCAAACCAGAAGUAUUUUUCAUCAAAUACAAUGACAAAUCCGAUUCUCAAGCCCUCAUUGAUAAUAUUGUCAAUGAUUACAACAAAGGUGGCGUAAAGGCGUCUUUUUCUAAUUUAAAUAUAGGGAGCAGCAAAGGAUCCACGGUCACUGCAACUGGCCCAACUUUAACGAGCGAAGAAACGUCAGGAUCUCUUGAUAGUAUUUUGAACUCAGAGCAAUCAUUUAUGGUUGGAGGAUCAGAUUCUUCCAGCCAAUUUAAUGAAGGUACUUCUCUUUUAAGUAACAAAGAUGCUUCAAAUAUUAAAACUGGCAGUGGAACAAAUCUUCAGUCAACAUCAAAUUAUGCAACGGGAUCUAUUUAUGUCCCUUUCCAAGAAAAUAAACAUAGUAGCAGUUACAAUUCCUAUGAUUCGGCUAUAAAACAGGAAACCGGUAACUUUCCUUCUGUGAAUAACGACGUAAGUUCAAGCACAUCUGAGUCUGCUGUGGAAAAUAUUGACAAUAGAUUUAAUACUGACAUCGCAGCUAGUACUAUUAACCAGGGUACCGGUGAAACAUUCGCAGCAGUAGUAAAUGAUGAGUCUAGUUCUGUAUCGUCAAUAAUUUCCAAUUCGAAUUUGGACAGCAGUUUUGGAUCAAGUGGUCUUGAUACUACUUUACCUAGCAAUCUGUACGGUAGUUCCACUGUCAAAGACUCUAGCAACGGAUUAGGUAGCUCAACUGCUACAUCUUUUGGGACUGCAUUAGAUUAUAACUCUGGAACAUCAUACAAUUCCUACAACACAGCCAAGCCCAGCGUUAGUUUUGGCACACAUUAUAAUAACUUAGAUUCCAGUAGCGGAAGUAGUGCAGUUGGCUCUGAAACUUAUAGCUCGUCCUCUGGAUUUGGCUCUGGUGUAUCAUCCGUAAACACACAUCAUCAAAACAGCCUACCGUACAACUCGUUCGGCUCCACAACCCCAAAUGUCUUGCCUUCUGGCGCCCAAUCGAGUUAUGAUUCUUCCCUAGUGUCGCCCAGUCAAGGAGUUCCCCAUGAAACCUAUGGCCCACCCAAGUUUAAAGUAUUUUAAAGUUAAAGAAACUGUUAUGUUAAAUCUUAAAUUUGGACGAUAAUAAAAUAUUAUUCAAUA
Molecule: messenger RNA, 2342 nt
Organism: Pieris rapae (cabbage white)
Lineage: Eukaryota; Metazoa; Arthropoda; Insecta; Lepidoptera; Pieridae
Product: serine/threonine-protein kinase pakA
Exons: 2
Coding region: 84-2282 (732 amino acids)
Source: RefSeq, a predicted model, not a curated record